Molecule: messenger RNA, 2271 nt
Organism: Magallana angulata
Lineage: Eukaryota; Metazoa; Mollusca; Bivalvia; Ostreida; Ostreidae
Exons: 2
Coding region: 115-1848 (577 amino acids)
Molecular function (GO): zinc ion binding; protein binding
Source: RefSeq, a predicted model, not a curated record
GAUAAAUACAGCUCUCGUUCAAAUCUCUCUUACACACUUUGGCAUAGACCUGCCAUUUGUCCAUUCUAGAGAUAUACCGGUAUUAACGUGUGGAUUAUUUCACUUAAAAAUACCAUGGAACUUUCGGAAUCACAAAUACCCGACACAGCCGAGCACUUUUUGAUGUGUGGCAUCGAAGACUGUGGGAGGUACUGCCACUUCUACCGCAAUCCUUGUCACCAACCUAUGUGUGAACACUGCAGGGAUGAACAUCAGAAGAGUCCAGAAACCAAGAACCAUGAAGUAGUCCCUUACCGAGAACGCAAACGACAGCUUCCAGUUGAGAAAUGCAGAGAUCACCCCACUAAGGAUAUAGACAUUCUCUGUGAUGAAUGCAAUGCGUCUUUAUGCUCCAAGUGCUCUACAAUGUCUGUCCACAAGGGGCAUUCCUUUACCGACUUGGAGACAAUUUAUACGGAAAAAUCUGCAGCAUAUCGUCAGGAAUUCCAAAGAAUUCAAGCGUACUUCAUCCCCAUGGCAAAAGAUUUGCGUAAUGAAAUAAAAAUAGAUGCCACAAAAAUAAAGACAAUCAUGGAUGACAUCAGAUCAUCCAUGAGGGAUGAAGCCAAAUUUCUCAAAAAACUGGUGGAUGAAGUGACAUCAGAUAAUAUAGAACAAGUCAACAAAAUGGAAGAGUCACUAAAGGAGAUGCUUCAGAGUCAAGACAAAACACACCAAGAUUACAUCUCUUAUCUUGAGGACCUUGUCACAAAGUUCCAUGGCUACCUGUCCUCUACUCAACUUCAAAAUAAUCCCAUCAUUUUCCCACUUUCUGAACACUUUACAAUCCGACCCAUACCAGAGACCAUCAAACCAGUCCCUCCAGAAUUUACAGCUGGUCAAUAUAGCAAGGAGGAUGUUGCCAAACUGCUGGGUAGAAUAGCAAUUCCUGACACUAAACCAGAGAUCAGAAAAAUCAAACCCAUGGAGACUGCCUCUACACAGUUGAAACCUACAAGCAAACAGACGAAACAGGAGAGAAGAAAAUCUGGCGUGAAACAAACACUGUCUCUGUCUUCCUCUGUCACAAAAGUCAGGGAGUACACAGUACCAGGUUUUGAUGAAGUAUAUCAUAUAUCACUUGGUAAAUCUGGCAGACUCUGGGUCAGUGAUGGUAGUGGUAACCUUGUCCAAACAGAUCUACAGGGGAAUCGGCUACAGAAGAUACAAACAAAUGAUAGAAGUGAAGGCAACCACACAGUCACACAGGACGGGGAUCUGAUCUAUACAGACCAUUCCAACAAUAUCAUCAAUAGGAUAACACCGGACAAUACAAUCACCAAAUUCAUUAAAACGGGAGACUGGGUACCAAUUAGCAUACACUCCUCCCACAUCAAUGGGGACAUUCUGGUGGGAUUGAUAAAGGAAGGAAAGGGUAGAGUCACCAGGUGCAACAAGAUAGGGAAAGAUAUACGGAACAUAGAAAGGGACAACCAAGGACAGAAAUUGUAUAGUUAUCCACACUACAUCACAGAAAACAUUAAUGGUGAUAUCUGUACAUCAGAUUCACUCAAAGAUGCUGUAGUGGUGGUGAAUAAAUCAGGACAACACAGAUUCUCCUAUACAGGUCAGCGGUCAACGUUUUAUCCCCAAGGAGUGUGUACUGAUCGCCUCGGACACAUUCUGGUGUGUGAUUAUUACAGUGACACAGUUGAUCUUUUGGAUCAGGACGGUCAGUUCUUGUGUCUACUACUCACAAAACAACAAGGGGUAGAGUAUCCCUGCAGUGUGUGUGCGGAUGAUGAGAACAAUCUUAUUGUGGGACAAGGUCACUCCAACACUUUUACAGUGUACAAGUAUCUUCAGUGAUGAUACAAUGUUACACUAACAGUAUCAUGAGUUGAACAUACUUUUAAUCUUCACUUCAAUACCUGAAGAUGUUUCCAAUUUGUUCUAAGAGAUUUUUUUGAAAACUAAAAAUAUAACAAUUAUUGUUUAUCAUAUUCCUCUUGUAGGGUUUGGCGCAUUACUCACAAACUUGAAUCCCUUCACCCAAGGAUACUUUGUGCUUAUUUAGUACAAAUGAAAUUGACCCAAUGGUUCUUUUAAAAAAAGAAGCACAACAUGUGAAAAGUUUACAGAUUGAGGGACGAAAAGACAGAUAGACACCUGGAAAGGGUGUUUUGAAAAGCUCACUUGAGCUUUCAGCUCAUGCCUACCCAUUUAAUUCAUCAUCAACCUGACAUUCAUAUUAAAAUAAAGACAUAAGUAACCCUUUUUAAAAUAUUGUUU